Molecule: messenger RNA, 1725 nt
Organism: Cajanus cajan (pigeon pea)
Lineage: Eukaryota; Viridiplantae; Streptophyta; Magnoliopsida; Fabales; Fabaceae
Product: YTH family protein
Biological process (GO): regulation of mRNA splicing, via spliceosome; mRNA splicing, via spliceosome
Cellular component (GO): nucleoplasm
Molecular function (GO): N6-methyladenosine-containing RNA reader activity; mRNA binding
Source: RefSeq, a predicted model, not a curated record
GUGAGAAUAAACACUUGGAAAAAAGGAAAGGCAAAGAAGAAAUGCAGUGAGUCGAAGAUGAGCAAUAACGAUAAGGAUAGAUAGAAAGCAGGCAACGCGGCAGCUACCAGCGACUGUUCCGUUCCGACGCCACACUCCGCUCUUCUACUUCAUUUUUUCGGAUAUGUCUUCUGAUAGUGCAAAGGAAAAUGCAUCAGUAGUUGAUUCAUCAGUCUCUGAAUGGAGGCAUGACAUUGGAAAUUCAGAUGAUCCAGAGAGCUCUGGAUACAAAUUCAAUGAAAACAUUAAUCAAACUAGGACACAUACAGUGGGCCACUCUCAUGGGAAGAUUGGGCACCCAACAGGAAUUGGAGUGGAAAAAUGGCACAAUAUUAAAUAUUUUAUUAUCAAGAGUUUGAAUCAUCAAAACAUCCGUUUGUCAAUUGAGAAAGGAAUUUGGGCUACUCAAAUCAUGAAUGAACGGGUUCUAGAAGAAGCUUUUCAUAAUUCAGGCACUGUAAUCCUCAUAUUUAGUGUCAACAUGAGUGGUUCCUUCCAAGGGUAUGCACAAAUGAUGUCCUCCAUUGGAAGGGGCAGAGACAAUGUUUGGAGUGAGGGAACUGGCAAAAGUAAUCCAUGGGGUCGAAGUUUUAAGGUCAAAUGGCUGUGUUUGAAUGAUUUACCUUUCCACAAGACUCUACAUCUCAAGAAUCCAUUGAAUGACUACAAGCCUGUCAAAAUUAGCAGAGAUUGCCAGGAGUUAUCUCCAGACAUUGGUCUAGCACUUUGUGAACUCCUUGAUGGUAAGAAUGAUAUGGAUGGCCUGGUGACCAGUUCAUCAAGGGACGAAUUUUCUUUGAAGGGGUAUUAUGCAAAUACUCCAAGUUCAACAGGAGAUGAAGACUGUAACUUUCCUCCACUGCAUUUGUCAUGGUCAAUGCCCCUGCCUUAUUCUUCCGCGUUCUACCAAAAUCAGCCUGAAGUAAAUAAAUCUCAUUCAGUACACCAGAGAUUCAGUGGGUCAAUGUUCACUGAAAUAUUGCCAACCACUUCUGAGUCAUCACAAGUGUCGGGGGUUAAACGUUCUCAUUUUAGUGAGCAUAUUCCAAAACGACAAAUGAGUAAGGAUGAGGCUUCUCAAUUUGAUUUAUGGGGUCUAUCUUCGUGGAGCCCUUUAGCUAGUACCCUAAGCGAGGAUGAUUUUCUUGAUAUGUCCUAUGAAGAAUACCUGGAGGUCCAUAGCAGAUGCAGGAAACAGUUACGCAUCAGUGCAACUAAACCAUCUAGGAAACAACUAGAAUCGUCGAGAAGUAAUUCACAUGAGGAUGAUAGGAAUUUAGAAGACGAGGUUGAUAGAGACAGGAGCAACUCUCAUGGGAGGAUACAUCAGUCAUCUUUGCCAUGGAUAUAACUGCUCCUCCAAUAUGGAAACACAUUAACUUUUCGUCAGCUAAAUUUUGCACAUGGGUUGUGGUGUUGUCAUCUGGAAGGAGGACCUUUUCCUGCUUUUCAAAAGCAAAUACAAAAUGGAAGUUAAUUGUAAUUUGCCUAAAAUUAGGACUUGAUAUUGAGCCUCGUAUUAAUGCGAUUCAAACCGAGGUUAGUUUGAGGCUUGUUUAUCAAUUGUACAAAAUUUAGAUUAGAUUUGAUCAAAACACACCUUGUGUGUAUAUAAUACUAGAUUUUACACCCACCCGUGUAAUGCAUGGGAUAUUAUACAUUAUUUAUUAAUAAAUAUUAAAAUGU